Messenger RNA from Aspergillus neoniger CBS 115656, 1410 nucleotides. Its product is annotated as aspartate/glutamate racemase family protein. Lineage: Eukaryota; Fungi; Ascomycota; Eurotiomycetes; Eurotiales; Aspergillaceae. Bases 325 to 1209 code for a protein of 294 amino acids. The transcript has a single exon. The record is from RefSeq and is a predicted model, not a curated record.
ACCGAACCAAUAUCUAUCUGCUGAGGCGUCGAUGACGAGCUUGGAUUAAUAUUACCCGGUUACACAUGAGGUGGUUUCCCUCCACAGGCCGAGUAAGCUGAGAGUUAUAUAUCCCGGCCGUCAGCGUGGUGGCAUGCUGAGUGGUAAAUGAGAUGCCCAGACUCAGUAGUAGCUUCCCCGCAGGCCGGUGGCAGUAGCCCAACCAACGAACCCGUUAUCGGCAGCUUCCUUGUCAAUUCAACUCUCAACAUUUUCUCUACUACUCCUGUCCAGCACUUCAUAACACUCUUUUGUUCAUAAGUUUAUACAUCCAUAUCAUUCACGAUGACUGUGCCAACGAAAACUCAAUAUUCCAUUCUUGUCAUCAACCCCAACACUUCAACGCACAUGACCAAUGCUUUGAUACCCAUACUGGAUAAUCUCGGGCAUGGAGGCAUACAAUUCGACUACUUCACAGCUCCAGCAUCCGAAUCAGUCACGCUCCCCGAUGGAAGAGUGGUAGAAGGAGUGCCCAGUAUUGACUCUGGUGAAGAUUCUGUCAAGUCAGCCUUUUAUUGCAUGCCCUUCCUAGAGCAACUGGUGUCCGAGUAUGAUGGCUUCAUUGUCGCCUGCUUCUCAGCUCAUCCCCUCGUUGGUAUGCUCAAAGAAAAAGUCAGAUCGAUCGAAGACGCAGAGUCAUCGGGAGUUCCCUCGGAACUGAAGGUCAAGAGAAAGUACGUGACGGGUAUCUUUGAAGCGGCAGUUCUUGCUGCUCUCGGCGUGAUUAGUUCAUUUCAAGCCACUCCGGGCCCAGAUUUCGGCAAGGCCCAAUCUCGAGAUACGUUCGGCAUAAUUUCGACCGGUAAAGUCUGGGAGACUGAACUCAGCAAAGCGGUCGCUGACAUGCUCGGCAACUCGGGAGAUUCCACAUCCACUGGUCGGUUUGCUGGGGUUGAAACAACUGGACUGACGGCCGUCGAACUACACACCACCCCUCCCCAAGAAGUGAGAAGGAGACUGGUCGAAGCGACAGAACGGCUUUUGAAGAAGGCAGCCCAUCCUGUUGGUGCGAUAUGCAUGGGCUGUGCCGGCAUGGUGGGCAUGGAAGACGCAAUAAGAGAGGGAUGUGUCAGAGCAUACGGACGACAAAAAGGCUGUCAAGUCAGAAUAGUCGACGGCGUUAUUGCUGGAGCGGGGAUGCUUGCAACGACUUGCAAAGCCGGUUUCUAGGGGCCUGUCUGCAGUCAGUACACCAUCUCUCAUGUUGGAGACGUUGUAAAACUGUGCGAGACUAUGUAUUAUGAUGAGCUGCGGUCAAUGCACCAACUACCAAGAACGAGCUGCAGCUGCCUGUAUUAUUAUGAAGAGAGAGAGAGUCUAUUAUGUCACUUUAGCUAGUAGCCUUGAUGCCAAUAGUUUCUUUGAAACCCA